GCGUCCCCUGCUUGGCACAGAAACUUUUCCCUGCCGUCUUUAUUUCCUGUUUAGGAACAGCUCCUCCUCUAUGUGUCUUCUCUUAUGUCUGCUGUCUGUCUCUGUGUCUGUAUUUGACAACACUGUUCUGUCUUUGUCUUCACUGUUGUCUCCGGCUCUUUUCUUUACACACGGACUCACCCCCCGACUCCGACGCUCAGCGAGGACAAGGGUCCGUUGACCCGGACAGGGAGCAGGGAGCCGGUCAGAGCUGUCAGGGGGAACCGCUGUGUCUUUGAAAAACACUGCUGCUAAUGCUUGUUAGCCAGCGCUGCUAGUCGGGUUAGUGAACCGGGGUUAGUCACAAUCGUUGACCUCCUGCAUUACUGCUGUUCUAAAGCUAAAAUAGCUAAUUAAAUCAACUGCUCACCUCCAACAAACCGGGUUUACACAAUUUCAAACCGUUAUUACAUCCGAUUUAAACGGUUAAAAGAUAUCGUUGAUCCGAGUGAAACCAGGGUUUACGUUACAUUUUAAGCAUUUUGAACGGGUCCAUUGCUUAACUUAGUCUUAUAGCCAGUACCGUAUGUUCUUCAGUUGGUUCCCAAGUGUGCUUUAUUCUGUUAUUUGUUCAGGAAAGCUGGUAAAUUAUCCGUUACUUCAAUGAGGUUCCAAAUGGUGGUUGACUGUGGUAAAGAGAAUUAGACUUCAUUCCAUGUUUAAAUCCAAGCUGGUCUUGAAGUUUGUUUUACUGCUGUGGAUGCAGUGUCUACAUGACGCCACCUCACUCAGACUCGUUUGGUGAUCCUGAGAAAGUGGUCUAAAACUAACCUCCUGUUCUGGGAUAUAGAUGUAGUACACUCUGUGGGUUGGUCAGAAACCAGUGGUAGGUAGUCCAGACCUAAACCCUGGUCUGGAUCAUAAGUGUCCUUAUUUGCCUUUGGUAUUUACCUAUUUAGAGGUUUAUCUUUCAUCAGGUUUUGAAUGUGGUCUUGUCUGGAUUUGGGGUCUGGUUUAGACAAGUUUUAUUUCUGGUAUGUCCUGGUUUUCUUUUUGUAUUUGUGUUGAGGUUCAGUUAGUCCCUGGUCUCACGGUGGUUUAGUUCUCAGUCAAAGUGGCGCUUUAUCCUUGGUGCUGCUCACGAUGGCAGAUCUCCAGCAGACCCCCACUUCACUCUGCUGCUGCCGGAAAUCACCUCCAGCCUCUGGGGUCAACUGUGUGGGGGACUCUAGAAGCCGACCCUCACCAGGUCUUCGUCCUGGGUCUCCACGAUGUCCAAUGGUGGAUGUGGCUUCAGCAUCUAACUUCAGGUGCUUCCAGCUGAGACACUUCCACCUGGACCUGAGGUUGAACUUUGCUUUAAAGGAAAUCAGCGGCUGGCUGGUUCUGGACCUGAUCAUGGUCCAACCCGGAGUCCAAAACCUCAUCCUGGACUCCCAUCCUUCUUUGUUGAUCCACUCCAUAGACUGUAAGCUCCCAGGAUCAGGACAGGAGGAGCCCACCUCUCUCACCUACUGCAUCGACCCCUUUACUGAUUAUGGAUCGUCACUCAACAUCAGCCUACCAACUGCUGUGAAACCAGGCCGACUGAUCCAGGUCACAGUCCGCUACACCACCACAGACGGGCCGGCGAUCUGGUGGCUGGACACGGAGCUGACUUGUGGUCAGUCUCGUCCCCUCGUCUUCACUCAGGGUCACUCUGUGUGUAACCGCUCCUUCUUCCCGUGUUUUGACACUCCUGCUGUCAAGAGUACAUACACAGCUACUGUCAGAGUCCCAGAUGGAAUGACGGUUCUUAUGAGUGCCUCUCGCAGCUCCUAUUCCAAAUCGGACCGGGUCUUCCAGUUCUCCAUGGACUCUCCAGUGCCUUCAUACCUGGUGGCGUUAGUGGUGGGGGAGCUACAGCAUGUUGACAUUGGACCAAGGAGUCGAGUUUGGGCAGAACCAUGUUUGCUGUCCUGUGCGGUGAAGAAGCUAGGGGGCAGCAUGGAGCGCUGGCUAAAUGUGGCUGAGCAACUGUUUGGACCGUACCUGUGGGGAAGGUGUGACAUUGUGUUCCUUCCACCUUCCUUCCCCAUCGUGGCGAUGGAGAACCCCUGCCUCACCUUCAUCAUCGCCUCUAUCCUGGAGAGCAGCGAGUUCCUGCUCAUCGACGUGAUCCAUGAGAUCGCGCACAGCUGGUUUGGAAAUGCCGUCACAAAUGCCACCUGGGAGGAGAUGUGGCUGAGCGAAGGCUUGGCUACGUACGCACAGAGGAGAAUCACCACGGAGGCAUAUGGUGAGGAGUUUACCUGUCUGGAGACCGUUGUGCGUUUGGAUGCCCUCCACAGACAGCUGCGUCUCCUUGGAGACAACAACCCUGUGAGCAAACUACAGGUCAAACUAGAGCCAGGUGUAAACCCCAGCUCUUUAAUGAACCUCUUCACCUAUGAGAAAGGUUUCUGCUUUGUGUCAUAUCUGGCUAAGCUGAGUGGAGACUCUAGUCGCUUUGACUGCUUUCUAAAGGAUUAUAUUUCGCAGUUUAAGUUUCAGAGUGUCGUUGCCCAGGACCUCAUCGACUACUUCCUGGAUUAUUUCCCUGAGCUGCAGGAUGUAGCCCACCAAGAAGGUCUGGAGUUUGAACGCUGGCUCAGUGGCUGUGGACCUCCUUUGUAUGAACCAGACCUUUCAGCAGGGGGCGCUCUUAUUCAGCCAGUUCAGGAACUAUGUGAUCUGUGGAGGAGUCGCAACCCCCCUGACACACAGAGCCUGACAACCUUUGAUCUUUUAGGCUGGAGCACCUUUCAGAUCGUCCUCUUCUUAGAUCGCCUGCUGGACCACUCACCUCUGCCACAAGAUGUGAUGCAGCGCCUCUCAUCGUCAUACUCGUCCUUGUUUGAUGACCUGAAUGCUGAGGUUCAGAUCCGUUGGCUCCAGUUGGUCGUCAGGAACACCUUCUAUCCAGACCUGCAACGUGUUCGGGCCUUCCUGCACAAACAUACGUCCAGGAUGUACACAGUGCCGCUGUAUGAGGACAUGGUUGCUGGGGUCAUGAAGUGUGCGGCUGUGGAAAUUUUCUACCAAACUCAGUCUCGCCUUCAUCCAAACUUAAAACGGACCUUACAACAAAUCUUGUUCCAGACUAGCUCCACCCCUGUCAAUCAGAACGAGCCAUCUCCUUCCAUCAAUAUCACUUCUUCCUCCUCCCACACCCCACCUCCCCCACAGCCUGGUACGACAACACCUGCUAAUGCAAUAGCUCUGAGGGACAUGAAUGUGUUGGCGUGAGGAUUAAGGCUAUGAUUGGUUCAUCAGUCAGCUGAUGAUGCCCCGAGGGGCUACAGAGUGAAAUUGAACUCAUGUUUCCAUCUGAUUAUUUACAUAGAAAUAAGAAAAUAAUAGAAAGUGAUGUGGAAGACAUAAUCGUAAACCUAGAAUAAUUAAAUUAAUGUAAACUUGUUCCUGAUGAUUUUAUACAGAGCAAUUCUUAACCUGGGAUAUCUUAAGAUAUCUGUGCUAUUUUUAUCUUAUUUAAUUUUCUGUAAAGAAUCACACGUAUUUCAGCUCGAAGUCUUUCUUGCAGAAUCUCCUGCUCAUCCAGAUUUCAUGUUUUUUGUCCUUGAUCUUUAGUUAACUCCAUAUGUAUUCUAUUGAAUUUAACUCAGGGUGUAGGUGUAGGUCAAUCAGUAUUAUUUUUAUCUUUGCCUUCAGAAAGAGUUGUUCAUGUAGAUUGUCAGUCAUCCAGGUUAUUUUAUCUAAGUUCAGAUGUAAGGAACUGAACUGGCCUACUUUAGAAAUAGUGCUUAAUAAAAAGUUUGCUUCAGGUCAUCGUAGUUUACAGACAAAAUGACAAGAGGUACAGUUUGAAGUUUUAUUUUAAGGAUCAUGUUUUUCUAUCUUUAUAUGAACUUAAGUCCUCGUAGGAUUCACAUUUUUAAAGCUUUGAAGAAUUCUUUCAGUUAAAGUUAAUAUAUUAGAAAAUAUUUUACACUGUAAUAUUAAUUCUUUGCUCUGUAUAAAAUCUAUUUAGGAAAUUAUUUUAAGAAUUCUAUUUUCUAAAGGGGCUGAUGAUGCAGCCCAUAUAAUGGGCAGCAAUACAGCCGUUUGUGUAACAUGCAUGGCUCUGAUUGGCUGAUUGUUAAUAGGCUGAGUUAAGAAUCAUGAUUAAAUGAUAGAUUUUACCUAGUCAUAUAAUUUCACACUUUUUAAAACAUACUGUUAAAACUGGAAAUGCACCACAGCAUUUUUGAAACACAUGACCAGUAAGAAGAAACCAGCAGAAUUCACCUGAGUGGCCUUCAUGAUGCCUUCACUGACAUGUUUCAGUUGUUGUAUUAACAGCAAUAAAGACUCUCUUCAGGUUGUUCCUGAUCAGUGCCAAUCACUCUUGGAUCCCUCUGCUAACACUGUAGCAAUAAAAAAAAAAUCAAUAUGUUUAAAUUAAUUUACAUGUUAAUAAUGAGUGAAAAUGUAUUAAGAUUUUUUCAGCUUCUCACAGGCAUACCGUGCAGCUGUGAACAUAAAUUAAAAAGGUCUGAGAUUUUAUUUUAUUAGUUUUUAUUUUACAACAUAAAAAUGAGAGCCUUUGGGUUUAUUUUAAGAAAUCCCUGCAUUAAGUGUCAUCUUUUAGUGUCAUCUACUGACUCAGACACAGGUUCUGGUUGAAUUAAAUAUCAUUAAACAGA
Messenger RNA from Cynoglossus semilaevis (tongue sole), 4643 nucleotides. It is a transcript of the gene rnpepl1, whose product is annotated as arginyl aminopeptidase like 1. The record is from RefSeq and is a predicted model, not a curated record. The coding region runs from base 1123 to 3246 and encodes 707 amino acids. NCBI's taxonomy places the organism in Eukaryota, Metazoa, Chordata, Actinopteri, Pleuronectiformes, Cynoglossidae. Gene Ontology annotation, biological process: proteolysis. Gene Ontology annotation, molecular function: metalloaminopeptidase activity; zinc ion binding. The transcript is spliced from 11 exons.